Messenger RNA from Paramuricea clavata, 13708 nucleotides. The record is from the annotation of a GenBank genome assembly. NCBI's taxonomy places the organism in Eukaryota, Metazoa, Cnidaria, Anthozoa, Malacalcyonacea, Plexauridae.
AUGGGAUCAAUCACGGACCUAGUUGACUUCCGCGCGGCUGACCUAUUUCCUGAUGAUGCUAUCAACUGGGGAUGCGAGAAAAAUUCCCAAAAUCUCGUGAAGGAAGAGAGCACAGGAAAAUAUUUCUACAACAGAACAGUUACUGGUGGAGUAAAUAAAACUUACUGCGACUUUGCAAGCAGAGAUGAGCUGGAAAUUAAACUAAAGCAACGUAGAACGAGUUUGAAAGCUGCAAUAGAAGCUUACAUGGAAGAGGUACGAUGCAACCAAAAAUAUAGAGUAAAAUACGUGCAUGAAUUUUCAUAUUGUCUUAGGUACCAUAACUCGAAAUUGAAAUUUGAGGUGUAUAUCAGUUCAGCGCAACCAGUUAAAUGUCAAACAUGCAUGUAAUCGCCAUAAACCAAGCUAAUAAAUUCAGUUCCUGAAAAAAUGGCAUUAAAUCAUGGACCGUUUUUUACAAACGUCAGUGUCGCGCGCGCUUUUAUUAUGGGGAUAAUUUUAAGUUGCCAACUGGCUACUUACUAAGUUUUUUGUACGUUUGCAUGGCGAUAAAACAUAUAAUAGUUCUGUUUGUGGAAACACCACUUCUAUUUAUUACUGCAAAGCUUUCGAUCCGUAAGCCCGGAUCUUCAUCAGUGCUAAUAAUAUGUAACUUCUUCAACUUACGCGCCCUUUUUAGAUACAAAAGUGUCAUGAUCUGUGGGCUCGCGUCAUUUGAAAUUUAAUUAAACGGUACAUUAACCACGUCAUUUCAAACGUAGUGAAGUGAUUCUAAUUAUAGAUAGAUUUAGAAAAGACGACGCGACCUCAAAGACGACGUGGGUGUCGUCGUUUAGCGACGUGGAUGCAGUGAACUGUAACAACACUGGAACGCUAACUGCAGGUAAACAUGCCCAUACUUGCCCGAAGCCAAGAUGGCGCUUCUCGCAAGCUUAGCGAGCAAUAAAUUAACUUUCAAAAGGACUGGGGAGAGUUUCGAGGAGCGGGAAAUCAGUCAAAGGUUGUUUUUGAGCGAAAAUCAGCAAGGAAAAGCACUUUUUUAUCGAAAGUCUUCAACUUUAAAGAUUCAAACCUGGUUUCCUGGAUAGUUCUAUGUAUUUUACAUCCACAAACAGCAAAAACUUCCUGGGUAACAGCUUGAUAUUCAAUAUAUUACAGAAGUUUAAACGUGCCGAAAAAAACUUCGCACUUUGACUCCUGAAAAAAGAACUCUAUAACUGCUCUACGUUCUGGAAACAUGUUUUGUAUUAAAUUUUAGGUAUUGCUGAAAGUUUUCAGCUUUUUUCCUCGUUGAACUACAGCUAUUUAGUUGUCGAAAACGGACAUCUUUUAGGCGGCGUAUUUUCCACUCCAUACCUACAUGGCAGCCAUCAUGAGUGUCUUCAAAGAUGGCGGCCAAGUUAUCGUUCCAGUUCUCUUAGAGUUCACUGCGUGGAUGUCGUCAUUCAACUAUCGUCAGCUUCUGGUUUGCCACGUCGUCUUGGACGAUUUCUCGACGCGAAAGUACAAUUUUCACGUCCUCUCUAGAACUUUACAGAUUUAUGCUUCUUUUGAAAGAAAUAUGAAAGUAAGCAUGAUAAAAAUAUCCUAUUUUGUUGUCAUCCUAUUAUGUAUUGUUUAAUGUUUCUAGUUAAAGGUUUUUCAUUGACAAGGUUGUUUUUCUUGUAUUUCGCUAAGUUUUGAACGUGUUAAUUUUUGACAAAUACUUUCCGUCGCUAUAACAAAACAACAAAACUGCAAGCAUUGUUAAUAACCACUUCAAUACCGCUAGUUUUCGUCACCAAAGCAAACAUUUUAGAACAAACUGAACUGAAGUUAUAUUAACAACUGUUUAAAAUCAGGAAAACUUGGGAAGAUAGAAGAAUAAAAGCACUUAAAAUCAAUAAAAACUCAAUCAAUUUUAGUUGCUCUGCCACAAUAGUGCGAAGAAGUAGAAGUAAAAAAACGCUUUCCUGCGUGAAAAACUAUCGUAAACAGUAUUAAAUUUUACCAAUAUAAGCACUGAUGUAUUAUUUAUACUAAACAGUUGACAAACUUGAUUGAAUAGGCUACAAACUAAAGCAUUUAGCUCGUAAACAAAAUCUGCAGCUAUAGUGUUUAUUCCAAAUUAUGCAACAAAGUUUACUUUUCAAAAUACCGAAAUAUACGUCUUUUUCUAAGAAAAAUUUUGGAAUGCUCAUACUAAUUCAUCAGGAAACACUUGGCCAGUAUUAUAUAGCCUUUUUUGCACAUAACUUGACAAUUGAUUGAAAACAAUACAGGAAUGAGCAGGUAACAAGAAAACAAAAAUUUGCUUCGAAAAAGACAUACAAGCCGUCCCGGAUUAAAACCCGGAAGUGAACGCGAGGUGCAUACGUCAUUUUCACGUCGUCUUUGAGGUCGCAUCGUCUUUUCUAUAUCUGUCUAAAAACACGCGCGCAUCCAACACAAGAGAAAUUAAUUUAAUUUCGGCCAUUAAAGAGAGCACGCAACGUACGAUCUAGUGGCUUUCCCUACUGAUCUCUAGUAUUGUGCUUCUCGAUUUCAAUUGACUCUCUCAUUUUGCGAGAGAAUAUCAGUCGUCUGAUGAUUUACCAUACUUUGGUCCGGCUUCACACAAAAUCGAGAGGAUUUUGAAGAAUGAAGCAGGUAUAAAGGUAUACCAUUCCAGCGAAAACAAAUUGUUUGGAGCUCUUUGCGCACAUAAGGACAACAUGAAUGAAUCUCAGAAAAUGCACGGCUAAUUAUACCCGGGUAUGUGAAAACAUAGCGAAGUGCAAAGUUGUCCUCUAUUUUGUUUAUGUCGUGGUCGGUUUUCGACGUUAUGCGCAUGCGCGAGUACAAGCUCUUUUCUAAUAAUUGUUUUUCAUUUUGGAAAGACGUAUUUUGCUGUUUUACAGCAAUUAGGUGUGCCGCAUUCCUUGUGAAUGUGGUCUAGUUUACAUUGGUUAAACUGGUCGAAAUAUCUCAGUACGCCUAAAGGAACAUAAGACGAAUUGCGAGAAAGUUGAGCAAGAUAAAUCUGCUGUGGCUAAACAUAUUUGGACUUACGACCAUCGUAUAAAAUGGGACGAAGCAACCAUUUUGGCGAUUAAUAACAUAAGUUCUCUCGCAAAAGGAGAGAGUCAAUUUAAAUCGAGAAGCACAAUACCAUAGAUCAGGAGGGAAAGCCACUAGAUAGUACGUGGUGUGCUCUCUUUAAUGUGCGAAAUUAAUUUCUCUUGUCUUGGGUGCGCGCGCGUUAAUUAGAAUCACUCAACUACGAAAUGACGUGUUGAUUAAAUUUCAAAUAUAAUCGAUUAAAGGUCCUUUAAUUAAAUUUCAAAUCACGCGAGCCAACAGAUCACGACACUUUGGUAUAUAAAAAGGGCGCGUGCAUUGAACAAGUCACAUAUUAUUAGCACUGAUGAAGAUUCGGGCAUACGGAUUGAAAGCUUUGCAGUAAUAAAUUGACGUGCUGUUUCCGCAAACAAAACUAUUAAGAGGCUGUCUCUCUAAGAACCGACCAAUGACUCUCGGCUCAUACAAUGAAAUUCUUCGUUACUUUCACAAUGAAAUGUAUUUACCCCAAGAACAAACAAACACUAUUUGGAAUUUUGAAAUCUUAUUAAUUUUUAAAAUUUCCGCGCCGUCGGGCAGAAAAUCCUCUGCCUAAAUCAGGAAUAAAAAUUAGCCGAAUUCAAAUACAUAUAAUUUUAAAAGUAUUCAACCACAUUUUAUGAUUUUUUCACCCACGUACGUGAAAAUUAUUCUACUUUAAAACUUGCCUUGUUUUAUGAUACUUUUACAGAAAGAUUAUGGCAAACUUUAGCGAUAACAAGCACCGGGUGUAAAUACGGCUUUGUACGCAUAUCAAAUUCGACUUUAAAUUUCUCAAAAGUGGCACCUAACUGGAUUCAGUGACUAAUAUGGUUAAAGAGAGGGAAGUUUGAAGUACCCAUAUCCACAAUAAAACUUGUUACCAACCGCGAUUUGAAGACUCGACAGCCUCUAAAAUUUGAUACAAUUUGGCUAUUUUGUUUAGCUUCAAUUAUAGCGGAGUUGAGACGUCAGAGAUUCCAGUCACUUGUAAAAUGCGCUGUUGUUCCGUUUUUUUACACAAGCCGUUAAUAUCAUCGUAGUUAAGCGAUUUUUCUGUGUUCGUGAACAUCACAAGUGGAUUUAAUUAAAAAGGAUUUCGAUAGAUGCAGCGAGGUAUUAUUAAACGUGGUACGCUUUCGUAUUAAAAUUAGCUACUCGGGGAAAAUCCGAAAAUUAUUGUCAAAUUGACAAUACUGAUAUUUAUUAAUCUAAACUCUGUAUGUCUAUUCUGCACGAUUGGGAAUGAAUUUAAGAGGUUAUCUCUCUUAUAAGAACCGACCAAUGGCUCUAGGCUCAAAAAAUGAAAUUCUUCGUUACUUUCACAAUGUCUUUUAUGAUUUUUCUCGCCCACGCACGUAAAAUUUAUUCUAUUUUGAAACUUACCUGGUUUUAUGAUGCUUUUACAAAACUAUCAUGGCAAACUUUAGCGAUAACAAGCACCAAGUCCAAAUACGGCUUUGUACACAUAUCAAAUUCGACUUUAAAUUUCUCAAAAGUGGCUUCUAACUGGAUUAAGUGACUAAUAUGCUUGAAAAAAGGGAAGUUUGAAGUACCAAUAUCCACAAUAAAACUUGUUACCAACCGCGAUUUGAAGACUCCCAGAGCCUCUGAAAUUUGUUACCUUCAAUUAUCGCGGAGUUGAGACGUGGUUAGGUUAAAACGCGGAAGCGGAUGCGGAACGGAACGGAUGCGGAACGGAUGUGCGGAACGUAACGAAACUGAUAUGGGGGUAAAACGCGGAACGGAACGGAUAUGCGGAACGGAACGGAACGGAUAUGGGGUUAAAAUGUGGAACGGAACGGAUAUGGGGUUAAAAUGCGGAACGGAACGGAAAUGCGGAACGGAACGGAACGGAUAUGGGGUUAAAAUGCGGAACGGAACGGAUAUGGGGUUAAAACGCGGAACAUGAAAAAUCAUGUCUGUUUUUAAAAAACGUUUUAUUCCCGUUCGGCGUUUUAACCCCAUAUCCGUUCCGUUCCGCAUUUUACCCCAUAUCCGUUCCGUUUCGCAUUUUAACCCCAUAUCCGUUCCGUUCCGCAUUUCCGUUCCGUUCCGCAUUUUAACCCCAUAUCCGUUCCGUUCCGCAUUUUAACCCCAUAUCCGUUCCGUUCCGCAUAUCCGUUCCGUUCCGCAUCCGCUUCCGCGUUUUAACCUAACCCAGUUGAGACGCCAGAGCUUCCAAUCAUUUGUAAAAUGCGCCGUCGUUCCGGGUUUUUUUCCAUACAAGCCGUUAAGCGAUUUUUCCGUGUUCAUGAACAUCAGAAGUUGUUUUAAUUCGAAAAGAUUUGGCUCGAUGCAGCGAGGUAAACGUUACAGUGAGGUAAGCGAGGUAAAAUAGAGUCAUUGCUAAUUUUGGCACUUCCCGUCAUAAACAGUCUAAUCGUGCAACAAUUACUGCCAUUUAUUAGCAGAAAACCAGAAACAUGGCGUAUUGUCUUGUUUCUAUAGCUUCUCUUCCGUGUAAUGCACAGCAAUUCCAUUAGUAUAUAUUUGAAAAUUUCGAUUCCCCACUAUAUCUUCACAUGAUACUUUAUUGAGGGUAAUUUACGCAUUAAUUAACAUUCCCCUUUUUGAAUACAUCGUGGACAGUUUAUACCAUUAUUCUGGCCGACGUUUCAUAUAAGAGUCCCCACAUGCCCUGGCCUACCCACCCCCCCAGUACGAUCCUACCCCAACCUCGCGUUUUUGUGACGUCAUUUGAAAACUCUUGUAUGAAAAUAAACUUCACCCUUUAUUAGCUCUCCUUAACUUUUUCCCGACAACCGGUUUCGUAUUACAUUUCGAUACAAUUUUUCUAAUAUAAAUAUCUCGGCGAGUAUUUACCCCCCUAUUAAAUAAAUGCCACCAUUGAAAUCCUCACAAUAUAACCUUUCGAACGGGGGGUCAAGUGCCGUCAAAACAUUACACAAACCGAAACAAUCAUAUAUUUACACUCACCGCUUCGCCAAACAUUCAAACGAGAAAAUUAGAAAAAGUUGAAUAUAUUCUAAACUUUGGUGUCAUUUCCUGAAAGGAUAUGUGUAAAAUACUCUUUGUAUUCAAGCGCUUUCGUGCAGAAAGUUUCGUAUGUAUACGCCGACUAGAAAUAUUUAUUCUGAAUUUUUCAAGGUAUCGGGUUUUACUAGCACGCGCUUGUAUUACGUAAUACUUGGCCAAUAAGGAGCUCCCUUUAGCCGGGAUGACGUAAAACUCACGCGUAUGUGUGCACUUUGACCUGUAGAAUCCAUUUCUGGCAUUUCCAGAGUCACGCGAUGCAAGCGUCGCAUUGUUUUGACGGUUUUUCUUCGUAUUUCCGGUUGGGAUUAACGCAUAUUCGGAGCAGAAAUACAAAAUUCGGCACUAAAUGUCGAAUUUUAAAGAUAGAAGCUUGAAAAUAACACUAUACGUGUUAUUUUCAACUUCUUAUUGCAGCAAGAACAUCAGAAUGAGCAUACGUCUCAAUGGAACGAAGUUAUAUUCGGCGAAAGGUAUGUUUAUGUUUAUAAUUUGUCAGUAAUAUUGCGUAAUUUGAUCAUAUUUAUUCAUAUACGAGCUCGUUUGACUUUCAAAGCUCAUAAAUCGCUAUAAUGUUGCCAUUCACUAAAUCUAUCGAUAGGAAUGAGUAGCUAUCGUUACACUGAAUCGAAUGGUGGUAUUUUGGUCCACGUAGCAUUUACCGAACUGAAGAUAUGAACCGCAAUGAGUGAUUUGUUUAAUAGGGACCUGUCGGGAAUUCCAGGUGAAGUUGAUAUAAAGGUCCUCAAAUGACAUCACAAUAGAGGUGGGGUGGGUGUAGGGUAGGGGUCAGGAUAGAGUUGGGGUCAUUUGGAGACUAUUCCAUAUAUGACUGUUCUAUUAAAUUUCAGCCAAGCCCUGGUUGAAACACUAAUAAUUCGAACUAUAAUCCAAAUCCAAUUCAAUUGGCAUGCACGAUUGCAACUGGAUCUUUUUGAAUAAUCAGUAUCUAUAGUAGUCUUCUAGAUCAAGUCUUUUUUCCAGUUUAAAUUCAUUUCCAAUCGUGCAGAAUAGACAUACAGGGUUUAGAUCACAGAAUAAGGAUUUAGAUUAAUAAAUAUCAGCAUUGACAAUUUGACAAUAAUUUCCGGGUUUUCCCCGAGUAGCUAAUUUUAAUACGAAAGCAUACCACGUUUACCUCGCUGCAUCGAUCGAAAUCUUUCCGAGUUAAAUCUACUUGUGAUGUUCAUGAACACAGAAAAAUCGCUUAACGACGAUGAUAUUAACGGCUUGUGUAAAAAAACGGAACAACAGCGCAUUUUACAAGCGACUGGAAGCUCUGAUGUCCCAACUCCGCUACAAUUGAAGCUAAACAAAAUAGCCAAAUUGUAUCAAAUUUCAGAGGCUGUCGAGUCUUCAAAUCGCGGUUGGUAACAAGUUUUAUUAUGGAUAUUGGUACUUCAAACUUUCCCUUUUUUAACCAUAUUAGUCACUGAAUCCAGUUAGGUGCCACUUUUGAGAAAUUUAAAGUCGAAUUUGAUAUGCGUACAAAGCCGUAUUUACACCCGGUGCUUGUUAUCGCUAAAGUUUGCCAUAAUCUUUCUGUAAAAGUAUCACAAACAAGGCAAGUUUCAAAGUAGAAUAAUUUUCACGUUGGUGGGUGAAAAAAUCAUAAAAUUUGGUUGAAUACUUUUAAAAUUAUAUGUAUUUGAAUUCGGCUAAUUUUUAUUCCUGAUUUAGGCAGAUGAUUUUCUGCCCGACGGCGCGGGACCGAAAAGUCGCUGAAAUUUUAAAAAUUAAUAUGAUUUCAAAAUUCCAAAUAGUGUUUGUUUGUUCUUGGGGUAUAUACAUUUCAUUGUGAAAGUAACGAAGAAUUUCAUUUUAUAAGCGGAGAGUCAUUGGUCGGUUCUUAGAGAGACAGCCUCUUAAGUGGCUGUCUCACUAAGAACCAUGCAGAGCGUUUCAGGUUGAAAAUUAGAUUUCCUUUAUAUUUUUACCAUGAACUACCUUUGUCCUAAAAGGUAUUAAACUAAUAUUAGAAUUUCUAAAUUUUUCUUAUUUUUUGAGUUAUGACAAAUUUUUGUCUGGACGUCAGCGACACUGAAAUGUGACCCCGAAAACAGCGGUAAAAUGUGUGUUAAAUUGUGCAUCAUAACUCAGGAAGUUUCGCGUCAAAUUAAAAACUUUUUUCAGCGUAUUGAGACAUAUUCUUCUUCUUUUAGAAUGUUGAAAGUAUUUGAAUGUACAUCUUAUUUUAAGCCUACUAGUCUCCAUCCAAGGAUGUCGGUAUUUUCAUUCGCCGAACAACAUAUGAUUAGGUACAAAAUUCAAACUAAAAAUUCUCAAAAGUGCAACCUACCUGGUGUCUAAAACGCUUUUAGGGUUAAAGUAGAAUACUUAAAGUUAUGUUAUUCGCAAUAAAACUUGUCGGCAAAAGGAAUAUGAAGGAGUGCAAAAUUCAUAAAUUAUGGCUAUAAAUAGCUCUAUUGUUUACCUUUGUCAUAUGCCUUUGUGAUAACCGGAAACACGUUCAAGGUUGCUCGCGGAGUUUUUAUAGUGACUAAUAUAUUGCACAAUCAUUGUAUUUAACUCAGAAAAGUUUAAUUCGAUCGAUGAAAUGCGACGGAUCUUUGAGGUCUAAAACGGUCAGAAGAAAUAAAUUCGUCUAGGACGUUGUAUCCCUCAUGAUCGGACAAUGUCAAUGUCGUAAAUGUGUGUUGCCGUAAUUAACGUCGCAUCGAAUUAAUAAAUUGAAUCCAUGAAGUUGUUAUUAUAUUCUGUUAAAAGUUUUCCGCAUUGCCCAUUUGUGAGAAUUUUUGUCCUUUCAUGCAAACCAUUCAAUUCAUCUUAUAAAACGAUCUUAGUUGCAUUGACAUUGACUAGCUGCGAAGUAUACUGAGAUCUGUCCUUUAUUUUUAAUCUAUACAGCAAUAAUAAUUUUUUCAGUAGUUUGCAGCUAAUCGCCAUUCUGUGAAUAACUUUCCACUUCAAUUGGUAUUUUUCAGCAAAAGUUGAUUUGUCUCAUAAUAAUAGUAUAAAUUAUACCAAUAAAAAAUACAUUACAUCGUAGUUUGCAUGCGGUGUUUUUUAUAGUGCUUAAUUUGGGUUAGAACAAUGACAUCUCUCGACAUGUCCAAGUUAGUCUGGGAGUAUUUGUCCGCACCUGCACAGUUUAGUUAUUUAUGUGGAAACAUGUGCAUUGCCCAAUCAUGGAUGGUAUUUUAUCUAUGAGAGUCUGUAUUUUAUCCUUUGAUUUGAACUGAAGUUCAAAAUGCACACAAAUUUCUUUCAGCAUCGUUAUUUUAAAAACAGAUGGGCUCUUCUGUUUGUACAUGUGAUAUAAAUCAUACGCGUCAUGGUAUAUAAGAUGGCAUACGUCGAUCUCAGCAAGCAUUAAUUUUCCACAAGUUGUCCACAAGCAUUUCUCUUUGUGCUUUCGCCUCAAAAUGAAGAACACGUAAACUUACGCAUUCUCCUUCAUGAAGAACACGUAAACUUACUCUAGUUAUCUGCAGUUUCCCUCCGCGUCAUUAAAGUACUAAUUACAACACGUAAAGAAUUAAUUACAACACGUAAAGAUUUAAUUAACGAUAUAUUGGAUAAGUUGCAGGAAAGUAUGGGUAAUAUCUUCAUUCUUUGCAGUUUGUCAUGGAUUAAAUAAUAAAGGUCUGCAUGAUUUUGAAAAAUGAAUGAUUAUUAGCAAAUUAUUGGGGGGCUGCAGCCCCCCAGGCCCCCCCCCCCCGCGGUCGCUACGGCCCUGGAGAGGGUCUGGGGCUUUCUCCCCCAGAAAAUUUUUGUAUUUUUCUACCCCUAUGACUGCAAUUCCCUGCAUUUUCUGAAACAGAUUUUUGGAUAUACAGCAUUACAUUAUGCUGUAGAUAGACUGAACCUUCAGUUAAGUACUUGCAUAGUAUGUUUUUUAUGUAGAUACCACAACUUGGCCGUCACUUAGGGAGCCAGCUUGAUAAACUUAGAGUUCCCGACUCCCACGAAGCGCCACCAUGGUUGGCACAGAACGGAAAUAUUUUGAAAAUUUUGCGUCUCUAAAUCAUCGGAAAUGGCAUUUUCAAAGUCUUCUAUACGUCUUUUGUUUGGCCCUUUCAUUAAUUCGUUCAUUAUGAUUUGUGAGUCUAUGAUAUCCGCGAGUCAGGAUGGAUUAUUACGAGAAAUGUUAUCAAAAUAUCGAUUACAGAUAUUUGAUUAUAUGUAUAUAUGAUUUCAAAUACUUCUAGUUUCGAAAUCAAAUUGGUUUUUUUUUGGUGGGGGCCAAAAUUACCCCCCCCCUUAUAAAACACUUGGUUGAGGGCCUGUUGCCCCUUGCGGUCACUAACUAGUCCAACAACUCAAAUCUAUAGGGUCUGGGAAAUGCAAUCCACUGCCUGGGAAAUGUUUAAAAUCUAAUAAGGUAUUUAUUAAACAUAAAAGACAGGACAUAAGAUUCACAAAGCAAAUUUCAGUUACUAGAAUAUCAAACCUCCCUUCUAAAUUCCAUGUUUUGCUUAUAUUUUAGAGAAAAGGGACUUUGACUGGGGGGCCAAAAUGGUUGAGUGGGGGGGCCACCAUGGGGGCUGGGGGGGGGCUUUGCCCCCCCCCCCAGUUAUAUAGUUAAAAAAUGCCCUGCUUAGCGGCCUCCAAGAUCGUUCCAAAUUGUGACGGUGGGACGGACAAAUAAACAUCAUCUUAAAUUGGUCUUCGGUAAGAUUGAACAUUCCCGCGCGAAUAGCAAUUAACUCGUUUCCUCUCAAGUUCGAUUUAGAAAGAUGACAGUUUGAUAGUUGAACACUCAUAUCUUCCUUACAAUCAAAUAAGCAACUAAUGUCCUGUAAUCCACGACUUUCACCACAAGAAAUUCCACCAACGCCAAAAAAUGAACAACUUUUCUCCAUAAUCAAAACUAAACUAGUAAGCUUCUAGAAAUAUGUAAAAACGGCACUUCUUUGCGUUAAUUUUCUGUUAAACAAAACAGGUGUGGAAAUUACAAAGGAACACUGUAAUUGAUAUUAUUUAAGAGGUAAGUUAUACUCCAAUAAUUAGUUUUAACAAUGGCACAUUGAAGAACAAGAACAGCUUGUAUACAUUGCGUCUGCCAUUAUUUUCUGCUAUUAUUUUCGUGUUUUUUUAUUAUUAUUUUAUAAAUUAAAGAAACUUAAACUGAAUUGGCUACCAACGUAAUCCCCUUGGCAUACAGACUACAGUAAGGCCACAUAAAAUAAGUCCUUGAUUCUCAUCACCGCCCGUCUGUAUAUUAAGAGCCGCGUGAAAUUUUUUUAUAUUUUGUUAUACAAUAUAAAUGAACCGCCCGAAAAAUAUUUCAAGACAGUUCAGUUUUUUAUAUUUAAAAUUGGGUUUUUAGUGCCAUUUUAAACUGCCAAUUUCAAACAAAUAGAACCUUGAAAGAAAUUUCAUUGCAUUUUAACGGAACUUCGCAUUCAGUUCAAGGGUUCAGUCAUUGUUCGUGGAGAAAUAUGUUCAUUUUGGUUUGUGACAUUUCACUUUGGAAAUCACAGAAAUAUUAAAUGUUAGGAAUUAUUUUUUUAUUUAUUGAUGAUAAAUUAUAUAAAUAUAAAAUAUAAACCUCCUGGCUCUUCGACAUUUUCAAAGUCUAGUGAUGAGAAUCAAGGAAUUUAUUUUAUGUGGCCUAACACAAUUUAUUAACCUCGAAAUUUUUUCGACAACUCCCAAACGUUUGAUUAAAGAUUAAAUUUGCGAGAUUAAAUUGUUUGUUGAAGAAUUAACACGCGAAAAAUAACUAUCCAGGUAGCAAGUUAACUAUAAAGUUUAGUAUAUUGUUGCUUUCGUAAUAUGGCGUGUAUUCUAUUUAUGACACACUCAUCAGUACGUAUUAAACAACGAUAAUAUAUUGUACAUUAUGUUGUUUAAAACGAUCAAUUGUAAAGGCUUUCCGAAAGCUUAAAAAAAUUACAAGGCGGUGUUUGUAUUCAAAUAUAAGAACUUAUAAACACUAUUUUAUAUUUAUAUUAAUUGCUGAUAUAAAUUUAUAAAAACUCCGCGAGUAACGCUGAACGUGCUUCCGGUUAUCACAAAGGUAAACAAUAGAGCUAUUUAUAACCAUAAUUUAUGAAUUUCGCACUCCCUCAUAUUCCUUUUGCCGACAAGUUUUAUUGCGAAUAACAUAACUUUAAGUAUUCUACUUUAACCCUAAAAGUGUUUUAGACACCAGGUAGGUUGCACUUUUGAGAAUUUUUAGUUUGAAUUUUGUACCUAAUCAUAUGUUGUUCGGCGAAUGAAAAUACCGACAUCCUUGGAUGGAGACUAGUAGGCUUAAAAUAAGAUGUACAUUCAAAUUCUUUCAACAUUCUAAAAGAAGAAGAAUAUGUCUCAAUACGCUGAAAAAAGUUUUUAAUUUGACGCGAAACUUCCCGAGUUAUGAUGCACAAUUUAACACACAUUUUACCGCCGUUUUCGGGGUCAAAUUUCAGUGUCGCUGACGUCCAGACAAAAAUUCGUCAUAACUCGGAAAAAAAGAAAAAUUUGGAAAUUCUAAUAUUAGUUUAAUACCUUUUAGGACAAAGGUAGUUCAUGGUAAAAAUAUAAAGGAAAUCUAAUUUUCAACCUGAAACGCUCUGCAUGGUUCUUAGUGAGACAGCCACUUAAAUGGCUACUUACUGUAUAUUCUCGAUAUAGCAUUAUGGAUUUCGCAUAAUGGACGCAAUUUUCUCUAAAGGUUAAAUCUCCACAUUUUUGGGCGUGGUUACUGGUUACGGCAUUUUUGGUUGCAUUUUCAUGUUUCGCAGUCACGAAAUAUAAGUGGUUAGGAGGAUAGGGUUGGACUAGGUAUCUUGAUCUCGUCACAUGAAAAGAUAACCGCAUUUCUUGCGUGGAUAACAAGUAUUGUUGCAUGUAUUAACUUUAGCCUCCGCAGAUAACGUUACUAGACGUAACGUUGAUAUGUGUGAAUAUGUGUGCGGCUGGGAUUUCAUUCAUUUGGAAGAAAACCUAAAAACGACAAAACCCCAAAAUUUUCAAAAGUGACAAGGAAGGUUUCAUGGAAGAAACCUUCCUUGUAACUUUUUCAAUUAUCCAUUCGUAGCGCAACAUGCCCACGAAAUAAUUACGUUUCGCAAUCGUUUAACAUGAUGUAUUUCUGUCACAAAUUGUCAUUAAAAUUAUUCGGCUAAUAUCGCCUUUAGGUUUUAGUCAAACCAUUAGUGCAACAAACAGGUUCCUUAUUGCUUUUACUUUCAUUACAAGGGACCAGUGUCUGCAACAGAUAUGAAUCUCCAAGCUGGGGAUGGAGGAUGUGAGACUCAGGAUCUGGAAGGUUCACUUGCCAUUCCAAGGUGGAACGAUAUAUUUAAUCAAGAAGAGGUAUUUCAUGUUAUUUUUGACAUGGACGUUGACCUUCGUGGAAGUCGAAACAAUAUUCAAAAAUCAAUGUCAAGAUUGGCUAAACGCAAGUAAGGAUAACAUACUGCUUUUUAAGGGUUCCCAAGGGUUGUAUUUCAAUUAAUUGCUUUGUUAAUAUUUAUUUAUUUUUCAAGUCAUUACUGGUGGGUAACCGCAAACGAAAAUGGUAAAUUUCACUGGUUCAGAGCUUUUUCCAAUGGUGGUAGUCGUACGUCUUCUAAUAAUAAAAUCUCCAUACUUGGACUCGUUCUUACUUACGCUGAAUCGGAUGGAUCACUUACUCUCGCAAGUGCAGAUUACGACGAAUCUAGCAAGUAUUUUACAAAUAUCGACGAGCAUUUAAAAG